CCAAAAUAUUCGUAAUUUUGUUGAACAUAAUAUAUCUCAUAAAAUGUAAUUCUUAUAGAAAUGUGUCAUUUUAUUGGAAUCCGGGUUGUGACAGUGAAAAAUGUAUAAAAAUUAAUGAUUCUUAUAUUAAUUUUAUACAUGUUGUUUCACAAAGUACAAAUGAUGAUAUCCAUUUUAUAUGGACUACCUUUGGUGUUCCAUCUUUCUAUCUUUUCUACACCUCACAUAAUACUACAUUAGAUGUUAACUGGCUCAAAUUUUUAUCCAAUAAUCCUGAUCAAGCCAUAAUUUUUAAUGGAACUAUAAUUUAUAAAUUUGCAUUAUUUUUUCCAAAUUUAAUAGAGACAUAUCUUAAUAAUACCAAAUUUGAUGGAUAUAUAUCAAAAAAGAAAAGAGAAAUUAUACACCCAAAUAUAACAAUUUCUUAUAAUUUAACUGAAGUUAUAUGGGAAGAUUUUAGAAAAACAUAUAAUAUUCAUCAAAAUUUUGGAAUAUUAAAAGGACACCAUAAUAAAUCAAACACAAAUAUAUCCUUUAAAAUAUCAUUCUUCGACAAAGAUUCACGUUCUACAAUUUACCCUCAUAUGUUAUACACAGUAAACUCAACUGAGUUUUUGUUGACCCUCAAUCAAACAACUCACUACCAUGAAAAUGAAUCAUUAAAUCCAGAGAUUGACAAUUUUGAUUUGCAUCAUGCCGCACCAUCUCCUGAUCCUGUUAUAUUCUCUAAACCAAUUUUGAGUUUGAGAAUAGUUGUCAUUGAAAGUAAGUUCCCCAAAGAUUUUGGCGAUGACAAUUAUUUUUAUCCAAACAUGAUUCAUAAUACUACCUUUUGCAUGGAGAGCGAAGAUAGAGAUCCAUUUAUAUAUCUUAUCAAAAAAUCCAUAGAUGAUGAAUACACUCCGGGCCUCUUUAGGAUCGAUGAAAUCAUUUCUAAAUCUUCUCGCAGGCAGCUCUCUGGCUACUUGCAAUGGAAACCUCUUUUCUUUGACAGACUCUUUCCUACUAAUUAUAGGGAUUCAAAACCUGUCAGCCUAUCCCAGCUCAAAUCCUGCGUCGUGUCUAAUCAAUUCUCAAACAACCACUCCUCAUUGAAUUACUCUCUUCCCUCAUUCUUGCAUUCUAUUUUGGUGGACAGAACAUUCCGUAAUAUAUUUCCCGUAUGUAGUAAGAACGCCAAUCUGAUCCUUCAAUACGGGGACAUGAAUUUUAUUUCCUCCGACUCCAGCUUAGGAGGCUCGAAUGAAUACGAUUCCACAUCUUUGGCUCAAUAUAUAUCGUGGCAAUGCGUUUUAGGUUACGGCCAUCCGCCCAAGGACUCCAUAUCGUUUUUCAUAAUUUUAUUGAUUAGUUUCGGUUUCGGAGUACCUUUAUCCCUAGUCUUUUUUGCUUACACCUUUGGUACCCUCAAGAUCUUGAAGAGUCUCAGAGUUGAUGGAAAUGAUUCCGACUCCAAGGAACCUAGCGAUACGGCAUACUUAUUAGCGCCGGAUAUUAACAAAGACUCGUGAACGAAUUUUGGAGGAUGUUUGCUUAUAAAUUUUUGAACCAAUAGAAUGCUUUUAUUUUUAUUAUUAUUACAUAAUCACUUCUUACAGAAAUUAGAAUUUAAAAACAAGAUUGUGUUUUUAUAUAUACAUUUAUAUUGUAGAUUAUUUAUUUGAAAAAAAAAUUAUUUUACAAAUAUUGUAAAUAAUAAAAUUUAAUAUAUAACGG
This is a messenger RNA of Gordionus sp. m RMFG-2023, 1716 nucleotides long. RefSeq lists its product as uncharacterized. Gene Ontology annotation, cellular component: lysosome. Lineage: Eukaryota; Metazoa; Nematomorpha; Gordioida; Chordodea; Parachordodidae. The coding region runs from base 585 to 1511 and encodes 308 amino acids. The transcript has 8 exons. The record is from RefSeq and is a predicted model, not a curated record.